ACACACAUUCAGGGGCGCAUCCAGGUAUAAAGUGGUUGGGCUGAAGCCCACCCGAGAAUUUCAAAUUAUGUAUAUCAGUAUAGGUAUAAUAUGCAUUUCUCAAGUUUCUGGCGUAUUGGUUUGGUAUUUCAACCUUCUCCAAGCCCACCCAAGUUUGAGACUUGCUAUUGUUGUUCUUUUACACAUUUUUUGUCUUUUAUAUAUUUCCUCUCUUCUUCUAAUUGUCUUGGACAUUGGGCCUCUACUGUGUGUGUGACUUUGGAACUAUUUGAUCGUUAAGUUUGUAUUUUUUGUUUUAUCUUUAAGUUAGCAUUUUUUCUUACACAAUAAUGUUAUGUCAUUUUUUUAGUGGUUGCAAAGAAACAUGAAUUUUGUUUUACUUUUUAUUUUCAUUUGGGAUAUAUUCAUAGUUUUCUUUAUUUUGAAUGUAGACCUAAAACACGGAUGUAUUAGAGGAGUGUUCUUGUAAUGUCCUCAUAAUAGCUCUUUCUGACCACUCUUAUGAGGCAGAAGAGUAACACAAAAAAAACUAUUAUCAUCAUCAUUGUGGUUGUCAUUGCUUUUGUAACUAUGCUUCUCGGUGGCUUAUGCAUUUUCUUACGAGUCAAGCAACCAAGGGUAAAACUUGAAAAUCAUGAUACUUCCGAAGAAGUUAGUUUUGUGGAUUCAUUACAGUAUGAUUUUGAAAAUAUAAGAUCUGCAACAGAUGACUUUUCUGAUGAAAAUAAGCUUGGCCAAGGUGGAUUUGGAGCUGUUUAUAAGGUAACAAAAUAG
Messenger RNA from Rosa rugosa (rugosa rose), 774 nucleotides. RefSeq names its product cysteine-rich receptor-like protein kinase 10. Bases 502 to 774 code for a protein of 90 amino acids. Lineage: Eukaryota; Viridiplantae; Streptophyta; Magnoliopsida; Rosales; Rosaceae. The transcript is spliced from 3 exons. The record is from RefSeq and is a predicted model, not a curated record.